Molecule: messenger RNA, 2439 nt
Organism: Mixia osmundae IAM 14324
Lineage: Eukaryota; Fungi; Basidiomycota; Mixiomycetes; Mixiales; Mixiaceae
Exons: 2
Coding region: 1-2439 (812 amino acids)
Source: RefSeq, a predicted model, not a curated record
AUGGCAGUCAACAAGUUCUGCCUCGAUGCUUCAGAUUUCGUGCUCGUCGAAGCCACCCACACUCGCUUGCGUGCCGUUCUCCUCGAGCUCGAGCACAUCGCAAAGCUAGUCGACGAUCGUACAAAGGCCAAGCCUGCCAAGCAGGCUAGAUCACGCUACAACCUCUCUAAAGAGCAGCCCAACUUUUCACGCCCGUUUGGACGACGGGCUGCCGACGAAGGACAGCUUGACACUCGCUCACAAUCUGUGUCAAGACUGCCCGUCCGACAGACUAUGCGAAACUUUGACGACGAAUUUGAGCAGUUUGAUCAGGAAGCCAAGCAGAGGGAGCGCCGUGACGCCGAACUAGCCAAACAGCACGCACUCGAGGCCAUCGUUGGCCGUACCUGGCGUACCGACGACUCAGACCACCCAGACCUUCGGCACGCCAAGUCGAAAGCAAGCUUUCGAGCGGCCGAACCGCCUUCAGGCAUCCAUACAUUCGACGACGAAGCAGACGAUUCUACAGCGGUUGACACACCCAUCCAUCAACUCAAAUCGCUCGAGAAGCAGAUCAGCAGGGAGGAGUCGAGUGCGAGCAGUCAUCAGAGUCACGCAAGCCCGGGCAGCCAAGAAGCUUGGUCUGCAUCGCCGCGAGUUGGAGAACAACCUCGAACGCGCGGGCUAAGCACAUCGUCGAGCGGCAAGGCGAGGAUCAGACGUCGCGCUGUAGACGCCUACCUCUCAGCGCCGGUCUCAUCUACACAGGCAGUCACUCAGCCGUUUCCUUCUCAUCGCAGCGUAGCCUCGUCUGACGGCAGUGCAAGUGAGACCGAGGCAGGUUCACUCGAUCUCACCGAUCGCGCGGCUCGACAGCAACCGCUCGCAACUGCAUCUACCAAUAGAUCAUCAUCGAAGCCGGCUAGCCCUCAGAAAGCGACCUCCCUUGUCAAGCACAACUUUUCGAGGCCAACCGGUCGAGGCUCCUCUUAUCGCAAUCUCGCCGGUAUAACUUCCAACAGAGAUCGCGACGAUAGUUCGGCCAGCCUUGCCUCGAUCGCGUCUGCACCCACAAAAUCCUUGUCAGGCUUAGAUCGGCUCUCGCGUCCGGUCCGUCACUCUUCGCUGACUGCAGAAACGCUUGCUUCCUGGAACAAGCACCAACAAGAGCAACAAGGCCCUGCUUCUCACGAUCUCUUCUCUGCCUUCGCCGACACGAUGAGCGGCCAGGCAACUCCACGAGCCACGGGCACAGAAGAGGAUAUAGCGGCUUCCGUCGUCUCAACGCAAGCUUCGACGCAAGCGCCUAGCUCACGUUCGCCACUGGCAAGAUUUGGUCCUCCGCGCUCUAUCAGCACAGGCAGCUUCCGGAAGCGCAAGCAGUCAGAAGCCAAUUUGCCAAUCAAAUCUCCUGCAGUCAUAUCUGUUUCGACGACGCAAGCUGCAGGUUCAUCUAUACCAGGAUCAGGCUCGAGCAUGAACUUGCGCGACUCGCUCAAAGGUGUGGCGCCGGGUCAACUUAGCCCUUCUAGAGGCGCGCUAAGGUCUGGAACACCGCAACCCGAGCCAACGCAAGAAGGGCAGCAGGGCAGUGCUGAUCUCGAACAACCACCUGCUUCAGCUUUGAGUGCGCCAGAGCCACAUCCACUGCCCGCACAACCAUCAAGUACCGUCGUUGCGCCUGCACCGUCGAAUGAAGACCUGAGGACGGUGCGCCAACGAGCGAUCAGCCAGCCCACGCGCGUUAUCGCUAAGAAACCUCGCAAGACGGAGCCCGUCCAAUCGGUAGCUCGACUAUCAGAGACCCGACAGCGAGCAAAGUCAUUCACAUCCGCAUCUGCCGAUCACAGCACAAUGUCGGAUAGCGAGUGGGUCCCACAAGCGCCGACGAUCUACAAAAGCGACAUCAUGCCAGAGGCAGGCUCAUUGGCUGGCAUUGCGCUAGCUGCGCAAAAGAAGGAUUCACCUCCUCAGGAGAAGCAUACCUGGGAUGAUGUCGUGAUUCCCACCGUCGCCAAGCGGCUUCAGGCCAGUCAAUCCCAGAAUGCCAAUCUCGCGGACCACUUUGUGCCGCCACUAGAAGAGUCUACACCUGUCGAGCUGGACCAGGCGAGCAAGAUCAAGGGCACGCCCGAGUCAGAGCCACUACCGGCAGCUGUUCCGACGACAUCGCCUUCCGCGAUGGAAGCAAAAGCAAGCAAUAGGUUGUCUGCUCUCGUUGCGUCAGAUCCGGCUCGGCCUGCUGUCGACUCGUCGACUGCGGCAGAGGCCGUCAAGCCACAACCCGUUCCAAUCUAUCCUCGCCGUAACGUCAUGCCGCCGGCACAGCCGAGCUUCGCUGAAGUGCCCAAGGCAGAGAAGACAUCAACGACAGCAGCAGCAACUAAGCCAGCAGCAGCAGCAGCAGAUGACAGUCACGGCAAAGGGUGUUGCAGCAGUGCAAAGUGCAACAUCAUGUAA